CAAACGCUGCCCAGAACAGGCUUUCCUCUGAGAAGCACUGCUGUUCUUCUUUAGAAAGGCUGAAUCUAAAUGUUGCCUCUGGAGACAAGAAACCUUCAGUAUGUUAAAUUACUUUCAUUAUGUAUUUUCAGAUGCUUAUUGAUUCCACAGUCGGAAGAGUGAGAGACUGCAGCAGCCUCUAAGCAGCCUUACAUGUUCCAUACAUUAGCAGGAGUGCUGAAACAAUGGCACGGUCCAGGAACAUAUUUUCAUUAAGGUCAUUUUUUGAAGAGAUGUUUAUGACCCUCUUCCCUCAGUACUCUGCUAACAAGUGAACGAAAUAAAUCAACCAAAACUGGAAAUGCUUCAACUGUAUCAAGAAUAUAGCCAAUCUUUAAGCAGAGGACAUAAAUCAUCUAAUUCAGUUUUUGCUACUGACAUUAUGAAGAAUGCAAAUGACUGAACAUCUUUCUAGCAGUCUGAACCACAAGCUACAAGAUAUAAUGUGUAUUUCUAAAGACAGAAAGGAGUUAAAGGAAAAACAUGGAAUAAGUCUAUGACUGCUUGCAUGCAUAACAAAUCAGUAUUCUGAAGAGAAGACAUUGGAUAUUUUCACGAGAAGAAUGCAAUGGUAUAUGGCUGAAAACAAAAUGGUGAGCAUUUUUAAAAGGAUUUUCUACUUUAAAUAUCAAAAUUGUGGAAACAACUGAUUCAUGAAGAAACAAUGAAAAAUGAAUUUUCAAAAGGAGAAUGUACAUACUUCACCAGCAAGCUAAAUGAAGCUGUAUCAGGUUUUCUGCACUACAAAUUAAGUUAUUCAUAUCAAUUGUCACAAUGACUAAUGGAUAUUUUUUCUCUGAAUUUCUUGAUCUGUUAUGUAUCCUUCUUUAAUGAAAAUAAACCAAAUUAAAUAGCAGAUGGUCUUUAUCAAAAGCUCAUGAACUGGAUUUCAUAAUGUAAAGAAAUUUAUGUGAUCAAGACAUUAGUCCAACUAAUGAACAAGAGUACUAUAGAAACAAAUGUCCAGUUGUAACAAAAGGAUGUCUAAAUACAUUUCUGAAGCCAGAAAUCUGAUGCCUCUAUUUUUAUUUUCACUUAUCCUGGAAAAUAAAAAUACACAGCCAUAUAGUCCUCAAAAGGGCAAUGUAAUUAAUAUCACUUAAGAAGUUCUUUAUUUUAUUAGUAGUGGCUUUAAAAAGCAAAAGAAACAUAAAUAAUAUGUACUGGUCCUUAGAAAUCUAUCAGCCAAUAAAAUCUCAUUUUGAAACAUAAAUCUUGCUGCUGAAGUGUUGGAACAAAAAUAAAUGAAAUAUUCUACAAGGCAGGAAAUAGAACAUUGCUACUUCACUGUUGCCAGGUGAAAAUGCAUGUCAAAAAUCUGUCAAUGACAUCAUGUAUCAAUUUUUGAAAAACUGAAAGACCCCUGAGGCAACAGAAAACAGGAAAAAAGCCAACUGCUCCAAAAGAAUGUGUUUCUCUCCCAUUCCGGAAAUCAACAUGCAGUCUGAAUCUAACAUUACAGUCCGAGAUGACAUUGAUGACAUCAACACCAAUAUGUACCCAUCAUCAUCAUAUCCAUUAAGCUUUCAAGUAUCUCUCACUGGAUUUCUCAUGUUAGAAAUUGUAUUGGGACUUGGCAGUAACCUCACAGUAUUGGUACUUUACUGCAUGAAAUCCAACUUAAUCAACUCUGUCAGUAACAUUAUUACAAUGAAUCUUCAUGUACUUGAUGUAAUUAUUUGUGUAGGAUGUAUUCCUCUAACUAUAGUUAUUCUUCUACUUUCACUGGAGAGUAAUACUGCUCUCAUCUGUUGCUUCCAUGAGGCUUGUGUUUCCUUUGCAAGUGUCUCAACUGCAAUCAACGUUUUUGCAAUCACUUUGGACCGAUAUGAUAUCUCUGUAAAACCUGCAAACCGAAUUCUGACAAUGGGAAGAGCUGUCAUGUUAAUGACAUCCAUAUGGAUUGUCUCAUUUUUCUCUUUCCUAAUUCCCUUUAUUGAGGUCAAUUUUUUCAGUCUUCAAAGUGAAAGCAGAUGGAAAAACAAGACACUUCUCUGUGUCAGUAGAAAUGAAUACCACACUGAGCUGGGGAUGUACUAUCACUUGCUAGUACAGAUUCCAAUCUUCUUUUUCACUGUUAUAGUAAUGCUAAUUACCUAUACCAAAAUACUUCAAGCCCUAAAUAUUCGAAUAGGCACAAGAUUUUCAACAGGGCAAAAGAAGAAAGCAAGAAAGAAAAAGACAAUUUCUCUGACCACACAGCAUGAGACUACCGACGUAUCCCAAAGCAGUGGCGGAAGAAAUGUAGUUUUUGGUGUAAGAACUUCUGUUUCUGUCAUAAUUGCUCUCCGGCGAGCCGUGAAGAGACACCGAGAACGACGGGAGAGGCAAAAGAGAGUCUUCAGAAUGUCUCUGUUGAUUAUUUCAACAUUUCUUCUCUGCUGGACACCAAUUUCUGUUUUAAACACCACCAUUUUAUGUUUGGGCCCAAGUGACCUUCUGGUAAAACUAAGAUUAUGUUUUCUAGUUAUGGCAUAUGGAACUACCAUAUUUCACCCUCUACUAUAUGCAUUUACUAGACAAAAAUUUCAAAAAGUCUUGAAAAGUAAAAUGAAAAAGCGAGUUGUUUCAAUUGUGGAAGCAGAUCCUAUGCCUAAUAAUGCUGUAAUACACAAUUCUUGGAUAGAUCCUAAAAGGAAUAAAACAAUUACUUUUGAAGACAGUGAAGUAAGAGAGAAAUGUUUAGUACCACAGGUCAUUACAGACUAAGCAAAAAACAAGUUUUCACCAAAUCCCCAUUCCCAAGAAUUUUGUUGUUUUUUUUAAACUGUAAAAACAUGACUGCCAAAUAAGGGGGAAAUUUUUAAAGUAUUGGUUAUAGUGUAAAAUUUCAAUAUUAAAUGUUAAAUAGAUUAGGUCUUAUAUAUUCAAUUUCUUCAUUAUUUAAUGUAUAUGUUGCAUGGCAGUUUGUUAAAGUAACAUCAUUGUGUAUAUUUUGUCAUUAUUCUGUCCACUAGAAAAAUAUUCAUGUAAGUCAUAUUUUCUAAAAAAUUAAAAUAAAUGA
Messenger RNA from Phascolarctos cinereus (koala), 3043 nucleotides. The record is from RefSeq and is a predicted model, not a curated record. NCBI's taxonomy places the organism in Eukaryota, Metazoa, Chordata, Mammalia, Diprotodontia, Phascolarctidae.